Molecule: messenger RNA, 2308 nt
Organism: Sipha flava (yellow sugarcane aphid)
Lineage: Eukaryota; Metazoa; Arthropoda; Insecta; Hemiptera; Aphididae
Product: nuclear fragile X mental retardation-interacting protein 1-like
Exons: 6
Coding region: 215-2230 (671 amino acids)
Biological process (GO): box C/D snoRNP assembly
Cellular component (GO): nucleus
Molecular function (GO): RNA binding
Source: RefSeq, a predicted model, not a curated record
UUUAGUGAUAAGAUGUCUGGUAAACACGUGCUUGAGCGAUUUUGAAGUUUGAAAAACAAAACAAAAUAUAAUAAAAUAUGUGAUUGUCGAACGUAGUAGAAUUUUGAGCUACUUAAAUUUUAAACCAACUGAUCAUUGUAGUGAAUUAAUUGUAUAUUUCAAACAUCAGAUUGAGCUGUUUUUCGAAAAUUAAAUUGAAAUUAAUUAUUUUAUUAUGUACAAUUCAAACGGUCAAUCAACAUAUUCACCAAAUGGGCCCCCCUAUCAACAACCAAAUUCAUCAAGACCUUUUCAACAACAACAACAGUUUGGUCCAAGAUUCCAAACACCUUCCCCGCAGUUUACACCUUCUCCACAGUUUACACCUUCCCCACAGUUUACACCUCCAAGACCUUUUUAUCCACCUCCACAACAGCAUCAUGACCACUCAAGAUUGCCAUACCAAGUGCCUGUACAACCCCAACAAUUUUAUCAGUCUAAUAACCCUAAUUUAAAUCAAACUCCAAAAUCAUCAUAUCAAUCUCCUAUCCAAAAUGUUGAAACAGCACCAAAUCCUCAAUAUCCUCCUCCUCCAACUGGGUCUGGUUUCAAUCAACUAUCAGUAUCUCCUUACAGAAUACAAGAACAAACACCUAUGCAAAAUUUUAAUCAUCCUCCCAUUCAAAAUUAUAAUCAAUCUCCUAUCCAAAACUAUAAUGAUCAUAUACCAAUGCAUAACUUAAGUCAGCCUCCACCUAUUCAAAAUUAUAACCCACCUGUUACACCUCCUUUUCAGCCUGUCACUCAAAAUUGUCAUCAACCUAUGACUUCCCCAUAUCAGUCACCUAAUCCAGGAUAUGGCCCUACACAAAAUAUUUCAUUUCAACCUCAAGUACAGAGUCCAGAUACAUUGAAGCAACCAUACCAAUUACCAGUAGAACAAUGUUAUCAACAGCAACAGUCAUUUAAUAUACCUAGGCAUGGGUUCAAUCAAAGGCCUCCUUUUAGGUCUCCAGGCCAUCAAAGAUUUUCUUUUAACCAUCAGAAGUCAAGAUAUCAGCAACCUCAACAAGGUAAUAAUACUAACAAUAGAUUUCAAUUUCAUCCAAGGCAGCAUUAUCAAAAUUAUCGUCCCAGAGGACCUCCUCCUAGUUUCAAUAACCAUUCAAAUAUGAAUGGCUCUAAUGUAUCUAAAAAAGAUAAACCACAAAUAGCUUGUGAGAUGGGAGAUUGUGAUUUUGUUGGACAUGCUGGUGCUAUAAGAGAACAUCAAAAUCUACAUCAUCGAUUGGGAUUGCAUAAGAAAGUGUUAUAUAGUAAUAACUCGGAUGCUGUUAAAAAUUGGAUAGAGGAAAGAAAAAAAAAAUGGCCAACAAAAGAAACCAUUCUAAUGAAAUCCGAAGUUGAGAAUGAAAAAAAAAAGAGAGGUGAACGUAUAUCAGAUGAAGAUUUCAAUAGGUUCAAUAAUAAUAAUAAAUCUAAUCGUUCUGGUGGGUCUAAACGGUUUAAUAACAGGAAACGACCUAGAUUUAAUGGUGAAUAUGUUGAACCUGUAGAAGAACCAAUGAAUGGAAAUUUAAAACGUUUUGCUGGAAUAGCUGAUUUAAUAAAAGAAGAAUUGGUCAAUGAUAUCAAUAAACCAGCUGCUUUAAAAUUGUUAGAAAGUUAUGAUGAAUCCAGUGAUAAUAAUCAAAGUGACGAUGAACCGCCUGAAGAAACUUCUAUUGUUAAAGAAUCAGUCCCUCUAGGCAAUACAAGUUUGACAAACUCUAAUGAUGAACUAUGUUCUACAUUAGAAACAGAAGACGUUUCUGAUAAAUACAGUGAAGUUCAAGAUUUCACUUCAUUAGUUAAAGAAAAACCUAAUGGUGAAUUGUGUUGUGCAUUAGAAACAGAAGAUGUUUUAGGUGAACACAGUGAAGUUCAGGAUUCUACUGCAUUAGAUAAAGAUGACAGUGAAGCUAUAAGUACAGAAGUGAAAACUGAAACUAGUUCUAAAGUAGAUGAGGAAUGUGAGAAAACGGGCAUUGAACGAGGCCAAAAGCGAAAAAAGUCUCAAAAAAAAGAACUUAAACCAAUAAAAAGAACACCACCUUUGAGAACACCAAGAACUGAAGUUGUGGAAAAGAAGAAUGCUCUUUUAGAAGCUUUGAUGGGAGAUUUAAUGCGUAAAGAACGAAAUACCAUCACUCAGUGUAUUUGUUAUAUCAGAAGAAAUAUGCAUCGGUUCUGUAAAAUUCAAUCUUCUUAAGUAUAAGCAAUUUUUUUUAUAUUUGAGUGUUGUAAUUUCAAUUAUUUGAAGCAACGCGGAAGUUUUAAAAUAAACAUG